AUGGCUGACUUUGACCAGGAUAAAGUUGUUACAACUUUAAAAGCUUACCUUAAGCUUUGCUCGAAGGCUAGCAAUCGUCCCGUAAUAUUAAAGGAUCAAAGCUUUCUUCAAGUCUUAAAAACAUUGGUGUCUGAUGAUCGAGUUGUCAUUAUGACUUAUCUUGUAAAAAUUCUUCUUCUUCUCACGGAAAAUAGUGAUGAUGUGGAAGCAAUGUGUGCGAUCCCGGAAAUCGAGCAGAAACUCUCGAAUGCUACUGAGAAGCAGUUCCCUCCCAACAUUGUGUACAACAUGCUCGUCAUAGUCUCACGCCUCAAAGCCGCUCAAAAUAAGUUAGCUCGAAGCAGGUUGGUUGAAGUAUCUUGCUAG
Messenger RNA from Strongylus vulgaris, 366 nucleotides. The record is from the annotation of a GenBank genome assembly. NCBI's taxonomy places the organism in Eukaryota, Metazoa, Nematoda, Chromadorea, Rhabditida, Strongylidae.